Molecule: messenger RNA, 1343 nt
Organism: Myotis davidii
Lineage: Eukaryota; Metazoa; Chordata; Mammalia; Chiroptera; Vespertilionidae
Gene: CD40
Product: CD40 molecule
Exons: 8
Coding region: 72-1082 (336 amino acids)
Biological process (GO): response to type II interferon; defense response to protozoan; positive regulation of canonical NF-kappaB signal transduction
Cellular component (GO): CD40 receptor complex; external side of plasma membrane
Molecular function (GO): signaling receptor activity; protein binding; antigen binding
Source: RefSeq, a predicted model, not a curated record
ACCGCUGAGGCCCGGGAGCUACUACAGAGCGGGUCCCGCACGCUCCCGCGCCGCCUGUUCCCGACCUCGCCAUGGUCCGCCUGCCUCUGCAGUGUCUCCUCUUGGGCUGCUGGUUCGCCGCCGUCCACCCAGAACCACCUGCAUGCAGUGAGAAACAGUACCCCACAGAAAGCCAGUGCUGUAAUCUGUGCCCGCCAGGACAGAAACUGGUGAGUGACUGCACGGCGGUGACCGACACGGAAUGCGUCCCUUGCAGUGAAGGCGAAUUCCUGGGGACCUGGAGCAAUGAGAGGCGCUGCCAUCCGCACAGAUACUGCGACCCCAACCUCAAACUCCGGGUCCAGAGUAAAGGCACUUUGAAAACAGACACGACUUGCACGUGUGACGAAGGCCGACACUGUGUCGACGAGGUCUGUGAAAACUGCGCCCCACACAGCUCUUGCCCCCCUGGCUUUGGGGUCAAGGAGAUCGCGACAGGGGUUUCUGACACCAUCUGCGAACCCUGCCUGGUCGGCUUCUUCUCCAAUGUGUCAUCUGCUUAUGACAAGUGUCAUCCUUGGACGAGCUGUGAGAUCAAAGGCCUGGUGGAGCUACGGGCAGGGACUAACAAGACUGAUGCUGUCUGUGGUAUCAGGCAUAGGAAGAGAACCCUGGUGGUGAUCCCCAUCGUGGCAGCCCUCCUGUUGGCUCUCCUGUUGGUGCCUGUGUAUUUCUGGAAGUUGCCCAAGGUAAACUGCAAGGUAGGUCACCCCUGGGCACUGGCUCUGAAUUUGGCAAACUGCAAAGAAGAUGGACUCACUGGUGCCUUUAUGGCAGUAAAACCGAUUCAGGGUCUGCCCUGUGGCCAGUGGGGUGACAGCAGAACUGGCUGCUCUGCCUCCCGACCCCCCAGUCCCAUUCCCGGGAUCCAGAGCUCCUCCCAUCCCCUCCCUCAGCGCCAGCCUUCGUUAUCCCCAGAGCGCACUUCUCCACAGAGCUGCCCUGGCACCAUGGUCAAAGUCAGUGGCGUCAUUUGCUGUUCUUUCCUGGCAUCCAACACGUGGGGAACCACUUUGGGGCCUUGCGGAGGGGCACCUCCUUAAACCCACUGGAAGCUUCUUGACACCCUCAGUGUGGCCAGCAGGGGGCAGGAGACACCCAUGGAAUCCGCCCUGAUUGGGGAAGCAGGGGAGAGGGCUUGGGGAGCGUCCUCUUGGCGGGAGGGCUCCUCAGAGGUGUUGCUGAGCAUAACCUCACCCCUUGGCUCACCAGACCUUCCGCCCUGAGGACCCCGGGAAGGCCAAAGAGGAAGCACGGCGAGGUCCGACGGAGGUGGAGGACUCCACCGCUCCCGUGCAGGAGAC